Molecule: messenger RNA, 1899 nt
Organism: Camelus dromedarius (Arabian camel)
Lineage: Eukaryota; Metazoa; Chordata; Mammalia; Artiodactyla; Camelidae
Gene: LRR1
Product: leucine rich repeat protein 1
Exons: 4
Coding region: 115-1389 (424 amino acids)
Biological process (GO): signal transduction
Molecular function (GO): protein binding
Source: RefSeq, a predicted model, not a curated record
AGGCAGAUCCCCGGACAGCUGCGAGUUCGAGGGCCCCGGCGGCGGCGCGGCGCGGCGGGAAGGGGGAAGUUUCAAAGCCAAGCCCUGGAAGCUGGUGGAGGGGUCUUCCGCGAGAUGAAGCUGCACUGUGAGGUGGAGGUGGUCAGUCGGCACUUACCAGCCUUGGGCCUGAGGAACCGGGGCAAGGGCGUCCGGGCGGUGUUGAGCCUCUGUCAGCAGGCGCCCAGGACUCAGCCGCGGCCCCGGGCGGGGAGCGAGCGGGGCGGCCGGCACCCCGCCUGCCUAUUCAUUUCCACCCUGAAGGACAAGAGCGGGACCCGCUAUGAGCUAAAGGAGAACGUUGAGCAAUUCUUCACCAAGUUUGUGGAUGAGGGGAAAGCCACUGUUCGGUUAAAGGAGCCUCCUGUGGAUAUCUGUCUAAGUAAGGCCAGUGCCAGCAGUUUAAAGGGUUUCCUUUCAGCUGUGAGACUGGCUCAUAGAGGCUGUGAUGUCGAGGCACCCCUUUCAACCCUCACACCAGUGAAGACUUCAGAAUUUGAAAAAUUUAAAACUAAAAUGGUUAUCACAUCCAAAAAGGACUAUCCUCUAAGCAAGAACUUCCCAUGUUCUCUGGAACAUCUUCAGACUUCUUACUGUGGGCUUAUCCGAGUUGAUAUGCGUAUGCUUUGUUUAAAAAAUCUUAGAAAAUUAGACUUGAGUCACAACCAUAUCAAAAAGCUUCCAGCUACAAUUGGAGAUCUCAUCCACCUUCAAGAGCUUAACCUGAAUGACAAUCACUUGGAGUCAUUUAGUGUAGCCUUGUGUCAGUCUACACUCCAGAAGUCACUUCGUUGUUUGGAUCUCAGCAAGAACAAAAUCAAGGCACUCCCGGUGCAGUUUUGCCAACUUCGAGAACUUACAGAUUUAAAGCUUGAUGAUAAUGAAUUGAUUCGACUUCCUUUCAAGAUGGGACAACUGACAAACCUGCGUUUUUUGUCAGCAGCUCAAAAUAAGCUUCCAUUUUUGCCUAGUGAAUUUAAAAAUUUAACCCUUGAGUACUUGGAUCUUUUUGGAAAUAUUUUUGAACAACCAAAAGUCCUUCCAGUUAUAAAGCUGCAAACACCAUUAACUUUAUUGGAAUCUUCUGCACGAGCCGUAUUAGAUAAUAGGAUUCCAUAUGGCUCUCCUAUCAUUCCUUUCCAUCUUUGCCAAGAUUUGGAUACUGCAAAAACCUGUGUUUGUGGAAGAUUCUGUCUAAGCUGUUUUAUUCAAGGAACUACUACCAUGAAUCUGCACUCUGUUGCCCACACUGUGGUCUUAGUAGAUAACAUGGGUGGUACUGAAGCACCUGUUAUCUCUUACUUCUGUUCUCUAGCCUGUUAUGUAAAUUCCUGUGAUAUGUUAAAGUAAUAGGUGAUACCACAAAAAGAAAUUCCACUUAGUUACAGACCAAUUUGGGACUCAUUUUAUGGUUUAAGUAUCAAAUAUAUGUAUACUUUUUUUUUAUACUUUCCUGAGGAGAAAGACGUGGGUUAUUCAGACAUUUUCAGUCAUUUGCGUGUGAAAUCUUAAUUUCAUUAAAAUCAGUUAAUUUUAUUGUGGAGUUAACUUUUAUCAGUUUAUUGCACUUGUGUUGAUUUCAGCCUAAUGUUUCCAGAAUGGGUUAUCUUUUAAUGUUAAACAGAUUUUGUUACCAGUCACUCUGGUCAUAGAAUUGUCUUACCAGUUUUCUUCUUGCAUUUCAAUUAAAGAAAUUAAGUUUCUGUAUGCAGAAAAUAAACCAUGGACUAAUAUAGUUUAUAGUAAAAACUUGUUUGAUAUAAAACUACAUGUAAGUUUUUAAGCACUUCUGUGUUUUUCAGGUAUACUAAUUUAUAUGUGGAAUUUUAUAUUCACCAAACAUGAAGUAGUUGUUUUGGA